This is a messenger RNA of Neocloeon triangulifer, 1704 nucleotides long. Its product is annotated as tachykinin-like peptides receptor 99D. Gene Ontology annotation, molecular function: neuropeptide Y receptor activity. Lineage: Eukaryota; Metazoa; Arthropoda; Insecta; Ephemeroptera; Baetidae. The record is from RefSeq and is a predicted model, not a curated record. Gene Ontology annotation, cellular component: membrane. Gene Ontology annotation, biological process: G protein-coupled receptor signaling pathway. The transcript is spliced from 8 exons. The coding region runs from base 336 to 1490 and encodes 384 amino acids.
UCUCUUUUAGGCACACACACACCGGUGAGCACCAGAAUAGAGCAGCGAAUUUGCUGGAUGGUGUGCACCUCUCCAGAGCGCAGGAGUCGCGGCAUCAGCGCGUGUCCUCGGAUUUUAUUUUGAUUUAUAGGUUAUCCAAAAAUUAUCAGUGAUUACAGAUGAUGUCAUCUUCGUUGACAAGAUCACACCAAAGGUGCCUUAUCAUUCGAAGGGACAAUGCUGUGGUGCAAUAAAACCAACACUAUGGCUGAUGCGAACGGCGCCACUCAUUGCGCUGCUUGCAUAAUUAGGUUUUGUGAAAAUACUAAACGUACCUUAGCCGAGCAAAAAACAAAAUGAAGGAGUAUGGAAUGAACUACACAUGGUCCGAAGAGGACGAAUUAUACGGCCCUUCGGUGGAGGUUGUGGUUUUGCUAUCAAUAUGCUACGGGGCAAUUUCGGUGCUCUCGGUCGCUGGCAACUCGCUGGUAAUGUGGGCAGUCCUCGGUAGCCAACGCAUGCAACGGAGCGCCACAAACUGGCUUUUGGCCAACCUGGCCUUUGCGGAUGUCAUCAUCGGGCUAUUUGUCGUUCCUUUUCAAUUUCAGGCGGCACUUUUACAAAGGUGGGACCUGCCAGACUUUAUGUGCUCGUUCUGCCCAUUCAUCCAGACGCUGAGCGUGAACGUGUCCGUUUUCACCCUGACCACAAUUGCCGUGCGAAGGUACAGGGCUGUAGCGAAGCCACUAAAAGUGUCCCUCUGGCAAGCGCGAUUCACUUUGAUUGCAAUUUGGACUGCAGGGGUGACGCUGGCAAUGCCGAUGCUAAUCACUUUAGAGGUCAGGGAAGUGCCCGCUUCGUACAGCAAUCCCGAACUGACUAAACCUUUCUGCGACUUUGUCGGCAUCCCGGUCGAUGUGCUCAAAUGGUACCGACGUCUUCUUGUGGGCACUCAGUACUUCGCGCCCCUAAUCAUUAUCAGCGCCAUGUACGCGUUGCUGGCCCUGCGCCUGUGGGGCGCUCAGCCCCCCGGAAACGCACAGAAUCAAAGGGACGCCACGCUUCUCCGCAACAAAAAGCGGGUUAUAAAAAUGCUGGUGGUGGUGGUGGCACUUUUUGCGGUCUGUUGGAUGCCGUUGCAGACCUACAAUGUUCUGCAGGACAUCUUCCCCAAAAUCAACGAGUACAGAUACAUCAAUAUAAUCUGGUUUUGCUGUGACUGGCUGGCAAUGAGCAAUAGCGUGUGCAACCCUUUCGUUUAUGGGAUUUAUAACGAAAAUUUUAGACGGCGCUUCAGGAGCAGAUGCAUACUUUGCAGCCGGCUGCUGAACCUGCCCAAACCCACGCAGUCCAUUGAUACAGGACGAGUGCCGUCGUCCGUCUUGUACCACCCAGGACGCCAGAGUGAAAGCAUCGCGAUACUCAAUCAACGGAGGCGCAGCAGCAAUUUGACUGGACUAGUGACAACAGCAGUUGGUUACAGACCCACUGGCAAUCGUCUCUCAUUGUGAAAUGUGAAGGUUUCUUAAGACGCAAUUUUCGGACAAUGAACCAAUGUUUUUAUUCAUUGGAGUAAACAAAUAUGCUUUCUUUGUGCAAGAUAGAACUUACGUUUUGUAAGUGUGGCUUUUCUGAUUCUGCCUCUGAGGGAAGUUGAAUCUCUUUUUCUGAAACAUAAAUAGGAUUAAAUAAAUAAAAUUAUUUUAAAUGAAUGCAGUUCAAAGU